This is a messenger RNA of Rhineura floridana, 3440 nucleotides long. It is a transcript of the gene NAF1, whose product is annotated as nuclear assembly factor 1 ribonucleoprotein. The record is from RefSeq and is a predicted model, not a curated record. Gene Ontology annotation, cellular component: sno(s)RNA-containing ribonucleoprotein complex. Gene Ontology annotation, molecular function: RNA binding. Gene Ontology annotation, biological process: ribosome biogenesis; box H/ACA snoRNP assembly; pseudouridine synthesis. Bases 230 to 2065 code for a protein of 611 amino acids. NCBI's taxonomy places the organism in Eukaryota, Metazoa, Chordata, Lepidosauria, Squamata, Rhineuridae. The transcript is spliced from 8 exons.
UAUCUGGUGACAUUUUUGUUCUUUUCGCCUGGGAUAACCAGCCUACCUUCACUUUUUCUAUGUACUGGCGCCUGCGCGUAGACGGGAAUCGAACCUCGGAGCCCCCAAGUUCCCCGCAUGCGCGCGCUUCUCCGUUUGAAAAGACACGAGGCCGGAAGUAGCGUCGCCGGCGCGCGUGGUGCUGUUGUUGCUGCUGCGCGUAGUGGCUGGUGGAGCGGAGGUGUUAGAAAUGGAUGACCUCUCGGCCUCGGCGAUUAACAGCGACUCCGGUGUCGCGGGGUGGAAAGUGAUGGAACAGCUACAGACGUUGAGCGUCGCUUCCAAGGCGGGUCCUGAGGGACGCUCCGGCUCGGCCGGGACCAGCCCACUGGGGUUUGCUCUGAAGGAAGGCGAGGAAGGAGCCUCGCUUCCCCCUGAGGGUCGGCCAGCGGAGGCCUCCGGGGCUCCAUCGGGGCUACCUGCGGAGGUGGGGCCCGCUUGGGCCGGCCCUCACGGAGACGACGCUAAAGAAGGAGCCGCGCAACCUGGCUCUUAUCCUGACCUGGUGGGGCCUCCCGCCGCCGAGAACUCCAGCGCUAGGGAUACCACCGUGGAAGGUGAACUGCCUCCGUUUGUAAAUGGCUCCCCGUCCUCCUCUGGCGGCUGUCCGUGCCCGGCUUCUAACCUUGAAACAGGAGAGGAGUCAGGCUCUAGGCCGGACGGGAAACCUCGCCACUACCCGGAGGCACCCGCUGAAGGAGAAAAUAGUCAACCCCACCCCGGCGAGGCAAUGAAUGAGAAGCCUUUCCAAAGCUCUCCCUCUUGCCCUCGGGAUUUUAUUGGUGACCCCAAGAACGGAGGAAUAGAUUGCACAGAGGGAGAAGGCCGGCCACCGGCGUCAAGUCCAGCGGUUUUAGGAAGCGAGAAGGACUCGAUGGUAAUCGACAGGAGCGGCGGCAGGAGGUCCUCGGAAGCGAAUUCUGAGACCGAAAGUGAUACAGAUACAGACAGUUCAUCUUCUGUCUCCUCGUCUUCCUGUCUUCCAAUGCUGUCUGAAGAUGAUGAUCAGCAAUCUAAGAAUGAAAAUAACUCUUCCACUAUUAGAAGAAAAGGUGAAUUGUGUGAAGAGACACCUCCUAUUGAAGAUUUUACCAUAAUUCUACCUGAAUCAGUUGAACUUAUGUCUUUUGGAAAAGUUUCCAGCAUCAUUGAGUGCCUAGUAAUAAUAGAGUCACAGAAAGGGCUGCCUCCAGUGAAUGAAGACACUGUGCUUUUCAAAGAAGAUCAUCAUUCAGUGGGAAAGGUCUUUGAGGUAUUUGGCCCUGUGUCGCAUCCCUUUUAUGUGCUACGAUUUAACAAUCCUGAGCAUAUUGAAUCGAAAGGUAUUAAAAUGCAUGAUGCUGUGUACUUUGCUCCAUCGAUUGAAAGCUUCACCCAGUAUAUAUUUCCAGAAAAACUAAAACGAGAGAGAGGAUCUGAUGCAUCAUGGAAAAAUGAUGAAGAACCACCACCUGAGGCUUUAGAUUAUAGUGAUGAUGAGAAAGAGAGAACAGCAAAGCAGCAAAAGAAAUCACAAAUUUUAAGAAGAAAGAAGUGCCGAACACAACAAGAUGAUUCUAAUAAGAAUGAAGUUCAUUACCAGCCCAGAAGACAAUGUUCUUCGGAUUAUUCAAGUGGAUAUUGCAGGAGACAACCUAAUUCCAGCUUUGAGAGAAGUAGAUUUCGUCAUUCAUCUGCUUCUCCAUGUUCCUUCAGACAGUAUAUAAAGCCCCCACAACAUUACUCUGACUUUACAGAACUGCAAAAGCCUUCAACUUUUUGUCAGCAGCAGAGGCAGGAGAAUCUGAGGCAUCAAUACUCUUUUCCUCCCCCACCGUUUGAAAUUGUUAGUAAUGAGGCAAAUUUUCCACCUCCUCCUCCAUCUGUAACUUGGGGGUGGCCUCACGGGUGUAUUCAGAAUAUUUAUGAUCCGUUGUUGUCACUGCUUUCUCUGCCGCCACCACCUCCGCCGCCGCCACCACCACCUCCUCCGCCUCCAAUACCAUCUCGAUCAUCUGCUGCUCCUAACAGUGCUAAUCUUCUUUAAGUUAGGUGGUACUUCUGUCAUUUGAGGGAAAUGGAGAAUGUAAAAUUUUAUACAUGAGUGCUGUGUAUUCUUUUGUAUCUUCUUGUGAGGAGGGUGUCUCAAUUAUGUACAAAAAUAUACACUAUUUUGUAUGAAAUCCAAGUGUAUAACUUUUUUUACAACUGAUUACAAAUGUAGGAAUAGUGGCACAAAUUUUAUAGAGCAUACUUAAUUCUAAUGGAGAGAUUUAAACAUGACUAUAUUUCUGUCUUGAAUUCGUAUGAUCCAAGUUCUUGGAAAAAUAGUUUUUAUGAAUCAGUACAUUCUGUAGUAGCUGUUUUAAACUAAUAUAUGUAUUUGUCAACAUAAUAGAAGAAAACUGUGUUUGAGGAGUAUCUGUGGAUUAAAAAAGAUUGUCCAACCAAGAGUAAGUGAAAUAUGUUUAAAUUCUGAAUUAUAUGCUGAGUGUGUAGAACAACUUCAUUAUUCUAUGUCAACAAAUGUCAGUUCAUAAAACAAUAUUGCAUUUUCCAGCCAAGUUUAGUGGGCAAGUGCUUAAUUCUCCAAUUUUAAAUUGAAGGAUUUAGCAUGCUUUAUUUAGUACCCUAUAGAACAGUGAAGAUAAGCUCUGGUACUUCUUGAAAUGAGAUGUUUAUGUGGCUCAAUGCCUUACAGAGAUGAGACUCCUUUGUCAGGAGCUAUAAACAAAGAUAAAAAUAAUACUGAAGGACAACAUUGUUUUUAGGUCUUAACACAAAACCAUAUAAAAUUUUAAAAUAUGUACAUUCAAAUAUUACAAAUCAAUAAGAUAAAUUGUUGUACACUCUGUCAAACUAUGGAAACACUAUGGAAAUGUACACCUACAGACAACCAAAAAUUAGCACAAAAAAGUAACCUCCAUUCUUCUAAAUCUUGCAGAGUGUUCACUUCUAGUAUGAAUACACACUGUGGCUGAAUCCCCACAGAACCAUGCAAACACCCAUUUAGUACCCAAGCAGUUGUGUUUAAUGGCAAAAUUAGCUUGUUGACCUUUUUUCCUGGUAAUUAUAGAUUUGGUUGACCUUGUUGAGCUGCCACUUUUAUGACUAUAAGAGGCAUGGGAAGGUAUUAUACGGGUAGCUUAAAUAACCUUUAUGUACUAUAUUAUGAAGAUACAUAGCCAUAGCAAAACGUAGCUUUGUUAUUUGGGCUCAUGGAAGAAAGCUUUGUGUUCAGCUUACUAAUAAAGAUUACUAAUAAACUUUCAUUUCUGCUUCCAUAACCAAUAAUUACUUGAAAUUUUUGGAAAGUUUAAGUGCCUUAAUGUAAUUGAUCAAUGGCAAAAUGAAUAAUUAGAUCUUAAUUGCAACCUUUCUAUCUUGUGUAAAAUUGAAAUAAACACACAUUGUUCAAAUUA